Messenger RNA from Ananas comosus (pineapple), 1329 nucleotides. RefSeq names its product psbP domain-containing protein 6, chloroplastic-like. Gene Ontology annotation, molecular function: calcium ion binding. The transcript has 3 exons. The coding region runs from base 70 to 954 and encodes 294 amino acids. The record is from RefSeq and is a predicted model, not a curated record. Gene Ontology annotation, cellular component: extrinsic component of membrane; photosystem II oxygen evolving complex; photosystem II. Lineage: Eukaryota; Viridiplantae; Streptophyta; Magnoliopsida; Poales; Bromeliaceae. Gene Ontology annotation, biological process: photosynthesis.
GGGGCGGGAGCGCGCAACCGUAAACUCCCCGCUCUCAAAACGCUUCUCAGUUCUCUUCUCCCUCCAUCAAUGGCGACCUCGUCCCCUUCCCCAAUUCCCACCCUCCUCUUAUCCACCACAAUCCCCACCACCACCUCCUCCUCCUCCUCCUCCUCCUCCUCCUCUUCGCGCUCCCCUUCUCUCCCCUCCUUCACCCCCGAACCCUUCCCCAUCUCCUCAAACCCUAGAAGGCCCUUCUCCGAACCCUCUCCGCCGCCGCCGCCGCCGCCGCUCCUCGGGCCGAUCGCCACCGCCCGGCGAAGGGAUUUUGUGUGGGGGCUCGCGGUGUCCGCGUUGGUUGCGAUGGAGCCCUCGGUUUCGGAGGCUCGCGAGGUCGAGGUCGGGGCGUAUUUGCCCCCCUCCCCCUCGGACCCCGGCUUCGUCGUGUUCCGCGCCUCGCCGAGGGAUACUCCCGCGCUUCGCGCCGGGAAUGUGGAACCUUAUGAAUUCGUACUCCCGCCUACUUGGAAGCAAACAAGAGUUGCCAACAUACUAUCUGGCAAUUAUUGUCAGCCGAAGUGCGCUGAGCCGUGGGUUGAGGUGAAAUUUGAAGACGAAAAUCAAGGCAAGGUUCAGGUGGUCGCUUCUCCGUUAAUACGUUUAACUAACAAACCCAACGCAAAAAUCGAAGACAUUGGAAGCCCUGAGAAGGUUAUUGCUUCGCUUGGACCGUUUGUCACUGGAAAUACUCUCGACUCUGAGGAGCUUCUUGAGACUUCCAUCGAGAAACGUGGUGAUCAAACGUAUUACACCUAUGUGCUCGAGACUCCAUUUGCCUCGACGGGCUCUCAUAACUUGGCAAAGGCUACUGCUAAGGGAAACACAGUUAUUCUAUUCGUUGCGAGUGCCAACGACAAACAGUGGGCGUCUUCUCAGAAGACUUUGAAAGCCAUUCUAGAUUCAUUCCAAGUGUAACUGCUUGCUUACACCUUCCAACGGCACUAUAAAGGUAACAAGAGCUCAUGUUUUUAUAUGUAUAGUUUUGUAUGAAGGUCGCUCGAAAAUUCACCUGCUCGACUUUGAAAUGUUACCAUCUAGUUCAUUGAUUUUCUAUUCACUUUCUGUGUGAAGAGCCAUCUCAUUUUGCUUCAUUCAUGAUCAACCUGCUUCCGAGGACCCUGUCAAUUUAGCCUCUAGAUUUACUAAUGGAGUAAAUCGAAGUGUGAAUUUUUGAUACAUUCAGAGUUUAUUGUACACCAUAUGAUAUAUUCUUAGAGUAAGGUAAACAUGUUUGUAAUAUGAAUGACAUGGUAUGUGCGUGUGCUAAAUGGCUUGCGCUUUAUCUUCUCC